UGGCCGAGAGGACCGCGGGACUAGAGGGUGAGCUCCACUGAGCGCACGCUCAGAGCAGACCGCAGGAGGCAAGAGAUGAUGGUCUAAAACGCUGGGAGCUGGCGUCCAGAGCAGGGGGAAAGGUAGUCACGGAGGGGAGGCAGAGCUACAGGAGGUGGAGGAUCCUGGAGGUGACAGCAAGGAGAGUACGCAACGGCAAGGGGCAGCUCCAGAGAGGACGCCUGGCGCUCGGGCCAGAGGAAGGCAGGGCAGCGCCGCGGCGCUGCGGGCGGGCCCCGCCAGGGUGGGGGUGCCAUGUCUCGAGAGCGGCCGCCCCGCACCGACAUCCCGCGCAACCUGAGCUUCAUAGCCGCGCUGACGGAGCGUGCCUACUACCGCAGCCAGCGGCCCAGCCUCGAGGAGGAGCCAGAGGUGGAGCCAGGCGAGGGCGGGACGCGCCUCGGGGCCCGAUCCCGCGCUCACGCUCCGAGUCGGGGUCGCCGGGCCCUCUCUGCGCCAGCCGGAGGCGGCGGGGUCCGGGUGCCCCGCAGCCGCAGCCCCGACACCCGCAAGAGAGUGCGUUUCGCUGAUGCGCUUGGGCUGGAGCUGACCGCGGUGCGCCGCUUCCGCCCCGGAGAGUUGCCCCGGGUGCCCCGCCACGUGCAAGUUCAGCUGCAGAGGGACGCCCUCCGUCACUUCGCACCGUGCCAGCCUCGCGCCCGCGGCCUCCAGGUAGGCAGGCAGCAUCGGCACGCCCCUUCCCCGGGACCUCCCCAACCCGGCCGCGGCUGGCGNUUGCAGGCGCAGCGCAUCUGCCUGGAACGCGCCGAGGCGGGCCCGCUGGGCGUGGCCGGGAGCGCGCGCGUGCUGGACCUUGCCUACGAGAAGCGCGUGAGUGUGCGUUGGAGCGCCGACGGCUGGCGGAGCCAACGCGAGGCCCCCGCCUCCUACGCCGGCCCGGCCCCGCCCCCGCCGCGCGCGGAUCGCUUCGCCUUCCGCCUUCCUGCGCCACCCAUUGGGGGCGCCCUGCUUUUCGCCUUGCGCUAUCGUGUGACUGGCCACGAGUUUUGGGACAACAACGGCGGCCGUGACUAUGCUCUACGGGGACCCGAGCACCCUGGGAGUGCCGGAGCCCCGGAGCCCCAGGGCUGGAUCCACUUUAUCUGAGACACCUGCGACCAACGGUGCAAAAAGCAAAGGCACCCAGGGGCCGAGGGAGCUCGAAGAUUUGGCUGGGAAGAAUGAAAGAAACCGAAAUUGGCUGGGAGCUGUGCAGGAAAGCCAAGUGGGGGAGGGCGAGGACCGGAGAAUUCAAAGGGGUGUGGGAGUGGGCGGAAUCUACGAAGGUCGGGAGGUGGUGGAGAACAUUAGUUGGAUAUGAGUGAUAGUAACCCAAGGCAUAGAAGAAAGAAAACCAGAAAGGGCUCUGGAGGGAUUAGAUAAGCCAAGAUUGGAGUUGGUGAUGAUGUCCUAUUCAGUUAGCUGGCACUGGCAGAAAGUAAGUGGGUUCGUCACGUCUAGGAAAUUGAAAGUUAAGGUAUCUCUUUGGGAUUGAGGAGGUAUUAAGUUUGAAAUAGGAGCUCACCCUGCUUAAGUCAUUUGGAGUGCCAGCUCAUUCCCUCUCUUAACUGCCUUUGCCACCUCAGGUCCCUAGCUCUGCCCAUCCUAAGCUUUAACUCAGCCAUAAUUGCCUUGCUAAAGUCCCAGGAUAAGUCCCCUGUUAUUCCGGAAGAGCCCAGGCUUCAUUCUCCCCUGACUGGGUGGGGAGUGAUGGCAGACUCCCUUAGCCUCCAGGCAGUCUUGGGUUAAAAUGAAGGCAAAACCAACUCCAGGCCUGUCCUUGUAGCCAAAUAGUGUUAUGCCUGAGGAGUUGUACACUCAGGGGCUUCUAGAAAAAAUGCCAGCCUUACCUAUCUGGGGUGCCUUCUAAUGACCUCUAAGCACUUUAUGGACUUGUCAAAGAACAGUGAGUCACAAAAUUGGGCGAUGUUACUUCACCUCUCUGGGCCCCAGUCUCCUCCUUGGGAACUUAGAUUUUGAUUAAGUGAUCUCAUGUAGCUUAUUCUUGCUCUGAUAUUUUAUGAUCUACUGAGUGGCAGAGUGUGGAUUAGAAGUCACAUUCUUCAACCUACAGUUGGAGGACUACAGGUCAGAACACAAAGCAUCUCAGCCUUUGAUUGAGGCUGAGGAUGGGUUUUCCAGUUUUUGACCCAGAUACUCCAGAGUCCAAGAAGCAUCCCAUAACCAGCUUGGAGCCUUAUGGUAUUCCUGGGCCUUUUUCAAACUGCAGCUUAUCCUCUGCCCCUUGCCUUUUGCUCUUGCCCCCACAGACUCCCAGUCUAGGUGCUCUGAGACAGCUUUGAGUAGGUGUAUCUCUGUUGGGGAAAAUGAUGUUUGGGAGCCCUAGAGAUGAAAAGGAACAAUGUUGAGGCUCUCUUAAGGAUAAAGAAUUAUGGAUAUAAGAAAUAGAGAACAUUUCAAAUAAAAAAAGAAAGCUACUUGAUAAUUAAA
Molecule: messenger RNA, 2490 nt
Organism: Suricata suricatta (meerkat)
Lineage: Eukaryota; Metazoa; Chordata; Mammalia; Carnivora; Herpestidae
Gene: PPP1R3E
Product: protein phosphatase 1 regulatory subunit 3E
Exons: 2
Coding region: 295-1146 (283 amino acids)
Biological process (GO): regulation of glycogen biosynthetic process
Cellular component (GO): protein phosphatase type 1 complex
Molecular function (GO): protein phosphatase 1 binding; glycogen binding
Source: RefSeq, a predicted model, not a curated record